GACCCCUUCAUCACGAUGGUUUCGCCUUCCUGGUCCACGCUUCUCAGUUCCCCGGUCUGUUCGUGCCUGAAGCCGUCGCUGGUCUCCACGCUGAAAGUGAAAGGUCAAUGGCGUGAUUCGGGGCAAAGAAAGUGUGCUAAGUUCGGGAAAAACUGGAAAUUUGAUUUGAUUGGUACUACCAGUGGUACUCAGCAUAUUAACAGCCGCUACGCCAGAGCGUUUUACCAAGGUUUAGACACCAGAUGUACUCUACCACCACACCCAGCUUUCGGUAAAUGGACCAUUUUCGACGACUCUUCUGACUUAUCACCCGGACAACUAGUAUCAUCUAGAACCGUCCUAGAAAUAAACUGUGACGAAAACUACAAUCUCGACGGUGAAGACACCUCAGUUUGUCUUCGUGGAAAAUGGAAGCCCUCAAUUGGACGCUGCUUACGAACAUGUCCUCCAAUCAACAGCACCUUAGCAAUGACAGUAACUUGUACCUACAACGACAAAGAACUAACACCUUGUACUGGCGCUCUUGAAGGUACGAUUGCCCGAUUUCGAUGCGCCGAUUUUUACGAAGACCAAGGUUUGGAGUCUCAACCAUUACGAAUCUGUGCUAAGGGAGCAUGGGGAAGCAAUCUGCCGAAAUGUGUUCCACGUUGUGGUAAACCAGCGUCUGCUAGACUUGCUACCUUGAUCAUUGGGGGUACUGUCGUCGAAAGGGGACAGUAUCCGUGGCAGGUAGCAAUCUACAUGAAAAGAAAUAAAGAGUUAAUUUGUGGAGGUACUUUGCUUAACCAAAGGGUUAUUUCAACUGCGGCGCAUUGUAUAACGGGUACUACUGGUAAACUUCAACCAAAAGAAGAUUUCAUUGUGGCUGUUGGCAAGUACUAUCGACAAUUUGAUCAUCAUGAAGAGACGGCACAAUUUUCUUCGAUAUACAAAAUGUAUGUUCCUCGAAAAUACAAAGGCUACUUGCAGAAUUAUUUGGGCGAUAUUGGCAUCAUAGUCACAACCAAAACUUUCGAACUUUCAGUAGUCGUUCAACCUGUAUGUGUUCAAUGGGAUGCCAAACAUCACGAGUUUCUAACAAAUCCAACCAAAAUAAAAAAGUCCUAUGUCAGCGGCUGGGGUUAUACCAGCGAGAAUAAAAAUUCUUCAAAAGUACUUCAAUAUCUAGAAGUACCUGUCGUCACUGACGAAGUUUGUCACACUAACAUACCUGAAGACGAAGAAGAAUACAUAACUGAUGAUAAAUUCUGCGCUGGUUUCACAAACUCCAGUCGUUCUGCCUGCAAAGGUGACAGUGGUGGAGGUUUAGUUUGUAAGUACAACCAACGCUUUUAUAUCAUCGGAAUCGUAAGCGUGUCACCAGCGGGUGAAAGCGGUGGCUGUAACAGUCAACAUUACACUCUUUAUACUAACUUUUCGUACCACAUUGAAGACUUUAUACUGGAAAAGGAGGCCCGAUUUAGACCUUCUGAGAGUAAUGUCGAUAUCGAUAAUAGGAAGAUUCCGGACAACCCACCAUUACCACCAACGACAACACAAGUACCUCUAAACCCACAUAGCAGGAAGUGCAUUUUGCCGAACCAUCCAGACUUUGGCAAAUGGACAGUUUCUGGUUCUACUAGGGUACUCCAGCCGGGAAUGUCAGUCGAUGCUGGAACUGACUUAAAGUUGGAAUGCAACGAGGGUUUUAAAACAGUUGGUCAAAUGGUAGUACACUGUGUAACUAACAGAUGGUCGUCUGGUCUCGGUCGAUGCUUGAAGGUUUGUCCGCCUAGAUUUAGUACUCCAACCCUUCAAGUGACAUGUACUCACAACAAAAAAGUACUCGACAAUUGUACGGAACCAUCUGAAGGUACCAUCGCCAAGUUCGAGUGUGCACCAUUCCACGAAGACCAGCGACUCAAAUCAAGACCUAUCCAUAUUUGCCAGAACGGUGAAUGGGACCAAGAAAUGCCACAAUGUCAACCAGUGUGCGGUGAGCGGUCGAUUAAAAGCAGGUCCAUAGCAGUCAAUGGAACCCAAAAACGCAGCACAAAUUACCCCUGGCACGCAUCCAUCUACAACUACGGCUUUUACGGCCCUAGACACGCCUUAGUCUGCAGCGGCACGCUCCUAAGCCAGAAAGUCGUCCUAACAGCCGCCCUUUGUGUGACCAAGAUGACCGGAGAACUACACACUAAAAAAAAUUUCACUGUAGCUGUCGGAAAAAUGCACAGGAAGUUCAACGAAAGUGGAGACAUUCAUGCACAGUUUUCUGGAGUGAGCGCUAUGUUUGUAUACGAGCGGUACGAGGGAAAUUUGAACCAGUCGCAAAGUCUUUUUGGGAAUAUUGCUGUUUUGAUUAUGCAGAAAAGUUUCGAUCUUUCGGCAAACGUGUUACCUGUGUGUGUGGACGCUGGGCAGAAAUACAAGUACUCUUCUAACCAGUAUGCUUACCUGAGCAGCUGGGGUAUGCUGAAUCGCAAUAGUUCGGUUGUUAUGAAGGAAAAGAAGGUUUCUUUGAUGGAUUUGUCGACGUGCAGGGAUACAAUAUUGGCGAGUUUUGCACAGUAUGUAACUACAGACAAACUGUGUGGUGGUACUGUGGAGACGGGAACUCAAUGUAAUAUAGAUUAUGGAAGCGGUUUAGUACAGAAACGUGACGGCAGGUACUACAUUUUGGGUAUCGCCACACUGUCCCCCAUGAAAAUUGACGAUAAAGAUUAUGAAUGCAAUGACGACAAGAUCACUAUUUACACAGACGUAUCGAAGUACAUCACCAAUUUUAUCUCAAUUUUUAUUUUAUUUUAAAAAUCUAGCUACACUUAAGUAUUUAAAAUGGAGUUUUAAUUAGGUACAUAGAAACUCCACAUUGUUGGAAUUCAUCAAAGAAUGACACUGUUACUUCCUUGGAACAUUAUCGAUAUUUUUUGAAAGUAAAUGAGAAGUACCCAAGACCUAACAGACUUGUAAUGUCUUUAGAUGACCCAGUGAAUAAAUAUGUCUACAUAUUAUUUCUAUUUGACUUCCUAAAUAAUUAUAUAACUUUAAGAAACCAGACUAAACGUGCAACACGUCCUGAACACUUUGUUUUUAAUUUCUAUAACUUAACAUCAAGUGAAUUUGAAGUUUAGAUUUUUCUGCUACAUUUAACUACUCUUUGUUUAAUUGUUAUUUCCUGAACGUAUGCUAAGGAAGUAUUGUAAUCGCUAACCCAAAUUUCGGAUAAACAUUCCCACCAACAAUAGGAUGACGUCAUGUCCAAAGUUUACAUUGUCAAAUAUUAUUUCAAUUUUAUAAAAUAAAAUAACCUACAAUAUGUCGUUUA
This is a messenger RNA of Zophobas morio, 3307 nucleotides long. RefSeq lists its product as uncharacterized. The record is from RefSeq and is a predicted model, not a curated record. Gene Ontology annotation, biological process: proteolysis. NCBI's taxonomy places the organism in Eukaryota, Metazoa, Arthropoda, Insecta, Coleoptera, Tenebrionidae. Gene Ontology annotation, molecular function: serine-type endopeptidase activity. The transcript is spliced from 17 exons. Bases 16 to 2790 code for a protein of 924 amino acids.